AUAACUUAAAAGUGACUCAGAGAAACGUGUUAGCUUGCCUAAAAGGAAGCCUCUCUUUAGUUCCGUUGCCCACCCGGCGCAAUGCUAGAUAAACAGUGUACCAGCAAGGCAGAGAUAAACGUUUAUGAAAACCUAUUUACCAUAAAAGUUGUAUUCCAAAAUCUCCAAGGUGUGAUUAUUUCUUUUGAUCCUGUUGGAUGGGACCGAGAUCAAAAUCAUCCAAAGAGAAAGACUUAUUAGAAUGGAGACUACACGUAUAGGGAUCCCAUCUCCAGAUAAAGUACCAGAUGACACAAAAACAGAACAUUUGGAUAGGGAAUAAAGAAAGUUGGGACAUAUUUAGAAAUUGAAGUUCUUGAGGGGGAGGGGGCUUCAGGAGGGUUUUAAGGUGGUUUUACAGUAUGUUCUUAUUUUGAUCUUAAUUUUGUCAGGAAUGCCCUGAAAGGUUCCAUGGUGUAAAUUGUACCAACACAUGUUCUUGUCCUAAAGAAGCCUCCUGUGAUCACGUGACCGGUAAUUGCACAUGUCCCGCUGGCCUGUACGGAGAGCAGUGUAACAAAAAGUGCCGGAAAGGUUUCUUUGGGGAGAACUGCUCCAAGAAAUGCAAUUGCACUAAAUUUGAGAUGUGUCAUGUUAUGACUGGCCAGUGCAAGAGAGUUUGUCCAAUUGGCAAAUAUGGCGUUAACUGUUCGCUUAGCUGCAGAUGUCCUCGCUCGGCAAUAUGUGACCCGUACACAGCUCAGUGUUUCUGUAAAGCCGGGCGUCAAGGAACAACUUGCCGACAGGGCUGCCCAAAAGGUACAUACGGCCGAAACUGUAUGUUCAACUGCACUUGCUCAGAAAAUUCUGAGUGUGACCAGAAGACAGGAGAGUGUAGAUGUCACGUGGGCUGGAUAGGAAGCAGGUGUGAACACGUUUGUCCAGCCGGAACUUUUGGUGAGGGUUGUCAGCAGAGAUGCUCCUGCCAUAACGGCCUAUGCGAUCACAUGAACGGGAAAUGCCAUUGUCAUCCGGGAUACCAGGGAGUGCGCUGCGAGAGAGAAUGUUCGAGUGGGUUUUUUGGUCAAGACUGCCAGUUUGAAUGCACCUGCCAGAAUGACGCCAUCUGCGAUCACCUGAAUGGAAAAUGCCAUUGUGGAUUGGGAUACACUGGGACUAACUGUGAAAAAGAAUGCUCUCCUAAGUUCUACGGUCUGGACUGUGAAGAAAGGUGUAACUGUAAAAACGGAGGGAGGUGUGAUAAGAUUACUGGCUGCUGUUCUUGUUCUGCGGGGUGGUAUGGUGACCGAUGUCAAUAUAGCUGUCCCCCGGGCCGGUAUGGGAUCUAUUGUACUAGCCAUUGUAGGUGUAUGAAUGGAGGGUCAUGUAACCCAGCAUCCGGGGAAUGUUACUGCACAGAAGGGUGGACCGGAAGAGAUUGUAGUAAAGAGUGUCCUCUUGGACGGUAUGGCUUCGACUGUUUGAACCGCUGCACAUGCGCCAACUCAUCUUCGUGUGACCCCAGGACUGGACGGUGCGAGUGUCAGUCAGGGAGGAAUGGACCCGGGUGUAGACAAGACUGUAGUGACAAGUAUGGUCCCGGAUGCAAGCUGGAUUGCUCUUGUGGUCAGGGAGGCCAGUGUGAUCCGCUGACCGGAAAAUGCAAGUGUAGACCUGGAUGGACUGGACCCGAAUGCAGAGAGAAGACCCCAGAGGAAAAAGCACCCUUUAACGACGACCACUUGUUCACCAUCAAUUUACACAAGUAACCAAAUUUCGCUCCUACCUGGCUUGCGCAAGCUCCUCAGAGCACGUUCGAUUGUCUAAGCCAAAGAUAAGCUGUAUAUUUGCCCGCUGACUUGUUCUUACAGCUGUCAACUGACUACCGCCGUGAAGAUGUGGAUAGGAGCUCUUGACGAAUAUUUAGGAAGCAACUUGGAGAGUUUUGGCGGUUCAAAUGGGCUGAUUCUUUAUCUUAGCUUUUAAAAGAAAACAAGCUUAGUAAAUAAAUUAUCUGACGGCCUUGCUCGGAAUGGAGCUGUUUACAUCGCUGUACAGUCAACUGCCGUAUUGCACACUGCUCACCUCAGUCAACUCUGUUAAACAGGCGCCCUCUUUCUAACGGCGAAUUGAAAUGUAGUUUUUGUAGAAUUUUAAGGUUAUCUACUAAUCUCGUUGUGAACUUCAGAUCAUAUUCGACAAGGCGAGCUGUCUACAACCUGCAGUCAACUCCUAUUAUAACAGAUACUCUCGUACCUAGAUCUCUUGUCUGUGUAACCGCCGGAGGUUUCUUUUUUCUGACUUAAGCUACCGUGUGUUCGUAAUAACGAAGCAUCCGCAAAGCGACAGUUGAUUGUAUGAAGUGCUUUGUUAUGGUACACCAGUUCGAGCGUACCCUGGGUGCCAGAGGUUUUUCUUGCGCGGUUUGCGGUGUCGGUCAUGUCUCUAUUGUGACCCGCGCUCGUGCUGGCGGCCUUCUGCCGUCGAAGCGAAACGAAGUAUUUCCGUCCGCCGCGCGCGAGAAAAAACCUCUGGUACCUAGGGUAGUUCGAGCGAGAACAACGACAGACUUUGAAAAUUGAGACGAAGGUAAGAGUUGGAUGAGAGUUUCCACCGACUCUCUUCCACUGUCAUUAGUGCCUGAGAGUAAGCAAGGGUUCAUCUGCCUGUCAAAUGUGCCAAAACUUUGGUAGAACCUCAUCAAAAUUGAGCAGAUGGCCUUAAAACGACCCAUUCCUCGUUCGUUUCGGCGUUAAUAAAACCUAAUUCUGUGUAUUGAUCUGUUUUUGGCAAACUAUGCGGCUCUUGGUUUCGUUUGUUUUCAAGACCCGUUCUUAUAAAUGAAGGUCUUGCGACAGGGAUGGUUUUUGGAGGAUCUAAAUGGAUUGGCGGUGCUAGAAUCUCAGUUAUCUCUUAAAUUUUUCGCGAUUCCUCAGCUAUCAUUAAAAUUUCAGCCCA
Orbicella faveolata is the source of this 2937-nucleotide messenger RNA. RefSeq lists its product as uncharacterized. NCBI's taxonomy places the organism in Eukaryota, Metazoa, Cnidaria, Anthozoa, Scleractinia, Merulinidae. Gene Ontology annotation, molecular function: scavenger receptor activity; calcium ion binding. Gene Ontology annotation, biological process: heterophilic cell-cell adhesion. The record is from RefSeq and is a predicted model, not a curated record.